This is a messenger RNA of Cucumis sativus (cucumber), 2248 nucleotides long. RefSeq lists its product as uncharacterized. Lineage: Eukaryota; Viridiplantae; Streptophyta; Magnoliopsida; Cucurbitales; Cucurbitaceae. The transcript has 3 exons. The coding region runs from base 141 to 2003 and encodes 620 amino acids. The record is from RefSeq and is a predicted model, not a curated record. Gene Ontology annotation, molecular function: protein binding.
AAAGCAAAAAUACAAAGUCAAGGUUCCUUUCCUUUUGGGUCCCCAUCCCCUGUUUGAGUAUCUUCCCGUACACUCCCUCUGCUCUGUUCUGCUCUACUCUCGCCAACGCACGUCAAUCCUCCCCGAUCUCACAUACCCAAAUGGACCCACCACCGCCACCACCCUCCAACGCCGCCCCCACCAUCACAAAGCUCCGUUUGAUGUGCAGUUACAGCGGUCAUAUAACCCGUCGCCCCCGCACCAAGUCCCUUUCCUAUUUAGGCGGCGAAACACGCAUUAUCUCCGUCGACCCAACCACCGUCAACACUCUCUCCACCUUCAUUUCCCACCUACUAACUAUCCUUCCCAUUAAACCCCCCUUUUCCCUCAAAUAUCACCUCCCUCACUCCGCUCUCGACUCUCUUAUCUCCCUCUCCUCCUCCGACGACCUCCAUUUCAUGUUCUCUGAGCAUCUCCGUCUCUCCUCUUCUUCUUCCUCUUCCUCUCGCAUUAGGCUCUUCCUCUUUUUCCCUGAACCCGAGAAACCCCAUAAUGUUAUUCAUCAUCCCAAGACUGAGGCAUGGUUCUCCGAUGCGCUUAAGAGUGCGAAGAUUUUGCAAAAGGGGCGCGAUUGCUUGGUGGGUUUUGAUGGGGAAGGGUUGAUUGGAGAGAAUGAAGUCAAGGGUAUUGUUGAUUUGGGUAAUGGGGGUUUUUCUUUGCCGGAAUCCAUGGUUUUGGAGACUAGUUCUUCUUUUGGAUCAUCGUCUUCUUCGGCUUCUUUGGCUAAUGUGUCUCCUCCCAUUAAACCUCAGAGUGAGGAUUUUGGACUCAGUUCGGUGGCUUCGGAUUCCGUCGCAACCCUCGCGAGUGAUAUUCCCCCUACCAAUUCGUGUUCUUCAGUUGAAAAUGGGGUCACGUCUGUUCCUGUAAUAACAGAGAGUAAUUUUCACAAUCUCGCUGCCGGAGUUCGUUCCCGAAACCCUCAUGACUUUUCAGGCUAUGCCCGACCGAACCUUUUUCAGCACCAGGAAUUGCAAUUUGUUCAACCAAGCAUACCGGUAGAGAGCUGCCUUCCUGUUGUGUAUCAAAUGCCUUCUUACUAUCCAGUCCAGCAGCCUCAGUUUGUGCAUUACCAGCCGAUGCCGAACCAUAUGUAUCCUGUGUACUAUUUGCCCGUUGGACAGACACAAGUUUCAGCCCCUUCCAAUCUACCCGUGCAAGCCCCCGUUGGACAGACACAAGUUUCAGCCCCCUCCAAUCUACCCGUGCAAGCCCCUGUUGGACAGACACAAAUUUCAGCCCCCUCCAAUCUACCUGUGCAAGCCCCCGUUGGACAGACACAAAUUUCAGCCCCCUCCAAUCUACCCGUGCAAGCCCCCGUUGGACAGACACAAAUUUCAGCCCUUUCCAAUCUACCCGUGCAAGCCCCCGUUGGACAGACACAAAUUUCAGCCCCCUCCAAUCUACCUGUGAAAGCCCCCGUUGGACAGACACAAAUUUCAGCCCCCUCCAAUCUACCCGUGCAAGCCCCCGUUGGACAGACACAAAUUUCAGCCCUUUUCAAUCUACCUGUGCAAGCACCCGUUGGACAGACACAAGUUUCAACCCCUUCCAAUCUACCCAUGCAAUGGGGCUUGCACAAUACUGCGACGGCAAUCUCAACUCAUAGUUUGGUUCUGCCUGAUGCGUCACCUGUUGUUCCUCUUCCUCAGGUAGCUUACAAGGAGAUGAUGCCCGAGCUACACUCACAGAAUCAUGGAGCAAUGCCAUCUCUUGCUAAUCCGACUUCGCUCGAGUCUGCUGACGAAGUUCAGCAGCAUCCAGUGAUCAUUCCUAAUGAUGUUGCAGCUGAUGCAUCCAGUGAAGUUGGACAUACUUGUGACGAAUACAAUGAAGAUGAUCCUACAAGGACCUUAAUAUACAAAUCUCAGCCUCUGCCACCGCUGCAAAGUAAACCAAGAGCCUCAACAAACCUUCUAUCGGACGCGAUGGCACAGCUGCAGAUGAUAAAAAUCAACCAGUAAAAGAUUUUGAUGACCCAGUUUUAUGGGAUUCUUUUUCUUUUAUGAUUGGGGUUCCUGAUGAGGAUUGUGUUAUAGGUGUAAAGACUGAAUGGUUGUUAUUGUUGUUCUUUUUCUUCUCUGUCUAUGUUGUAUUUCUUUCUUUGGUCAUGGGAUAAAUCAUCUAAUAUAUAUGUUAAACACAAAGUGUCCUUUAUUUAUAUGGAAAUUGGAUUAGAAAUGUUAUAAACAAUCCAUUCAACUUAGGA